AUGGUGGUUGGGCAAAAAGCAGAUGGACCUGAACAUCUGAGAGUAUGUGCCCGUCGAGUGUUUGUAAUUAUGCCUGAGGGAACACCACCGGAAGAAAUCCAGUUUCCUGGCGGCGUCGAGGGAGCCACGGCGGAGGAUCUGGAGGACAAGCUCCUCGGAGAGGGGGAUCGAGUCGCCAUCUCUGUCCAGAGUGUGAAUUCCUCCGGGCUUGGACAGGCGACUAGCAAGAGGUCGCCGAGUGAGCUCGCCGGAGAUUUUGCGGCAGUUGUGAACCUAUAUUCCGAGCAGAAAGGUACAAUGAGAAAGGCGAGGGGAUUAUGA
This is a messenger RNA of Striga asiatica, 321 nucleotides long. NCBI's taxonomy places the organism in Eukaryota, Viridiplantae, Streptophyta, Magnoliopsida, Lamiales, Orobanchaceae. The record is from the annotation of a GenBank genome assembly.